CGGGGGCGUCCCGGUACAUGCAAUUCUUCUUUGGGGUGUUCUGGGUUCCCACGCGCGGCUACUAAGCAGAGGGUACCCAACUUUGCCACCUCACCGGUCGCCCUCUCUCGGUGCGAGCCCGUCCACUCAGCUGCACAACUGAAGACUCCCGCAGGCAAGCUGGUCCCCAGCCUGGCGCGCUGCGAGAGGAGGAUAGCUCUGGAGAAGUGGCGGGGUGCAGUGGCGGCUGCUGCCUCGACUUCCCUCGUAGCGCACUGAAGAAGACCUUUGGAACAGCUCCGGGCCCCGGGGCGCUGGAUGACUAGCAGGAGGAACGCGCCCCGCAUCUGGGCUGGCGUGUGACAACGGGGCUUGGGUGCCCAUGUGGCUGUGUAGUUCGGUGUGAUUCAUGACGGAGAGGCCACUCGUCUCUGCCCUCUCUCUCCUCGGUACUAUUCACACAUGACGAGAAGGUGAGCUUUGUAGAAGACACGUUCCCAGAGUCAGAGACCCCUUGCCCACCAUGAAGGGAGCCUGCAUCCUUGCAUGGCUGUUCUCAAGCCUGGGAGUGUGGAGAUUUGCACGGCCAGAGACCCAGGACCCUGCCAAGUGCCAGAGAGCUGAGCAUCCUGUUGUCUCCUACAAAGAAAUUGGCCCCUGGUUACGGGAAUUCAGAGCCGAGAAUGCUGUCGAUUUCUCGAGGUUAACAUUUGACCCAGGACAGAAAGAACUUGUCGUAGGAGCAAGAAACUAUCUCUUCAGACUACAGCUUGAGGAUCUGUCUCUCAUCCAGGCUGUGGAGUGGGAGUGUGAUGACGCUACCAAGAAGGCCUGUUACAGCAAGGGCAAAUCGAAGGAGGAAUGUCAGAACUACAUACGAGUGCUCUUAGUGGGCGGGGACCGGCUAUUCACCUGUGGUACCAAUGCCUUCACACCUGUCUGUACCAUCCGCUCGUUAAGUAACCUGACUGAGAUCCAUGAUCAGAUCAGUGGCAUGGCCCGCUGUCCCUACAGUCCCCAGCACAAUUCUACAGCUCUACUCACUGCCAGUGGUGAGCUCUAUGCUGCAACAGCCAUGGAUUUCCCAGGACGAGAUCCAGCCAUUUAUCGAAGUCUGGGUACCUUACCUCCGCUUCGAACUGCACAGUACAACUCAAAAUGGCUCAAUGAACCAAACUUUGUGUCUUCCUAUGACAUCGGAAAUUUCACUUACUUCUUCUUUCGAGAAAACGCCGUGGAACAUGACUGUGGGAAGACCGUGUUCUCCAGGGCCGCCCGUGUCUGCAAGAAUGACAUUGGAGGGCGAUUUCUUCUCGAGGAUACCUGGACUACCUUCAUGAAGGCUCGCCUCAACUGCUCCCGGCCUGGUGAGGUGCCCUUCUACUACAACGAGUUGCAGGGCACCUUCUUCCUGCCCGAGCUGGAUCUGAUCUAUGGCAUCUUCACCACCAAUGUAAACAGCAUUGCUGCCUCCGCUGUCUGUGUCUUCAACCUGAGCGCCAUCUCUCAGGCCUUCAAUGGACCCUUCAAGUACCAAGAGAACUCUCGUUCAGCCUGGCUGCCUUAUCCCAACCCCAACCCCAAUUUUCAGUGCGGCACCAUGGACCAGGGCCUGUAUGUAAACCUGACGGAAAGAAACCUACAGGAUGCUCAGAAGUUCAUUCUGAUGCAUGAAGUGGUGCAGCCAGUGACCACUGUGCCCUCCUUCAUGGAAGACAACAGCCGCUUCUCCCACUUGGCCGUCGAUGUUGUGCAAGGCAGGGACACUCUGGUCCACAUCAUCUAUCUGGCCACAGAUUAUGGCACCAUUAAGAAAGUACGAGCUCCCCUGAGUCAGAGCUCAGGCAGCUGUUUGCUGGAAGAGAUUGAGCUUUUCCCAGAGAGGAGGAGUGAGCCCAUCAGGAGCCUGCAGAUCCUCCACAGCCAGAGUGUCCUAUUUGUGGGGCUGCAGGAGCAUGUGGUCAAGAUCCCCCUGAAGAGGUGCCACUUCCAUCAAACACACAGUGCCUGCAUUGGCGCUCAGGACCCUUACUGUGGCUGGGAUGCAGUGAUGAAGAAGUGCACCAGUCUGGAGGAGAGUCUGAGCAUGACCCAGUGGGAUCAGAGCAUCCCCACCUGUCCGACAAGAAAUCUCACCGUAGAUGGAAGCUUUGGCCCAUGGUCUCCGUGGACACCCUGUACACAUACCGAUGGCACCGCGGUGGGAUCCUGCCUCUGCCGGUCCCGCUCCUGUGACAGCCCAGCUCCUCAGUGUGGUGGCUGGCAGUGUGAGGGGCCUAGAAUGGAGAUCACCAACUGCUCCAGGAAUGGAGGCUGGACUCCCUGGACCUCCUGGUCUCCCUGUAGCACUACCUGUGGCAUCGGCUUCCAGGUGCGGCAGCGCUCCUGCAGCAACCCCACGCCCAGGCAUGGCGGCCGCGUGUGCGUGGGUCAGAACAGGGAGGAAAGAUACUGCAAUGAACAUUUGCUCUGCCCACCACACGUGUUCUGGACAGGCUGGGGACCUUGGGAACGGUGCACAGCCCAGUGCGGGGGUGGCAUUCAAGCCCGCCGUAGGACCUGUGAAAAUGGGCCUGACUGUGCAGGAUGCAAUGUGGAAUACCAGCCUUGUAACACCAAUGCAUGCCCAGAGCUGAAGAAGACCACACCGUGGACCCCCUGGACACCGGUCAACAUCUCUGACAAUGGAGGCCACUAUGAGCAGCGGUUCCGCUACACCUGUAAAGCCCGACUGCCAGAUCCAAAUCUGCUGGAAGUAGGAAGGCAGAGGAUAGAAAUGCGGUACUGUUCCAGCGAUGGGACCAGUGGCUGCUCCACAGACGGACUUUCUGGAGACUUUCUACGAGCUGGGAGAUAUUCUGCCCAUACAGUCAAUGGGGCAUGGUCAGCCUGGACCUCCUGGUCACAAUGCAGCAGAGACUGCAGCAGGGGCAUUCGGAACCGGAAACGUGUUUGCAACAACCCAGAACCCAAGUAUGGGGGUAUGCCAUGCCUUGGCCCGUCGCUGGAGUUCCAGGAAUGCAACAUUUUACCCUGUCCAGUGGAUGGUGUGUGGUCUUGCUGGUCGUCCUGGUCUAAAUGCUCAGCAACCUGUGGGGGUGGGCACUACAUGAGAACCCGUUCGUGUACGAAUCCAGCCCCAGCGUACGGAGGGGACAUCUGCCUGGGACUGCACACAGAAGAGGCACUCUGCAACACACAGACCUGCCCAGAGAGUUGGUCAGAGUGGUCAGACUGGUCCGUGUGUGAUGCAUCUGGUACCCAGGUCCGUGCUCGGCAGUGCAUCCUUCUGUUUCCUGUGGGCAGCCAGUGUUCUGGAAAUACUACAGAGAGCCGGCCUUGUGUAUUUGACUCUAAUUUCAUCCCAGAAGUGUCUGUGGCAAGAUCCAGCAGCGUAGAAGAGAAAAGGUGUGGAGAGUUCAACAUGUUCCACAUGAUGGCUGUGGGGCUUAGCAGUUCCAUCCUCGGCUGCCUCCUUACACUGCUUGUCUACACCUACUGCCAACGGUACCAGCAGCAGUCCCAUGAUGCAACUGUCAUCCACCCUGUCUCUCCUGCUGCCCUCAACAGCAGCAUAACUAACCACAUCAACAAACUGGACAAAUACGACUCUGUGGAGGCCAUCAAGGCAUUUAACAAAAACAACUUGAUCUUAGAGGAGAGAAACAAAUACUUCAACCCACAUCUCACUGGGAAGACCUAUUCCAACGCCUACUUUACAGAUCUCAACAAUUAUGAUGAAUACUAGCAGCUCUUACACGUUCGGCUCCUUGUAAACUCUCUGCUCCUCAAAGCCGUGCUCCAUGACUGCCCAUGUUUCUGAGACUUCAGAGAUGACGUGUGGAUUCAUUUCAAGUGCAUUUCAAACCAGGACUUUCCCAUCGCUACCAAAAAAGCGCACAUCCUUAAAUGCCUAAAUGUGGUGUUGUGAAAAUCCAGUCUAUAGAAAACACUUGGUUGUUGCGAAGUGAGCCACGGUAUGAUGUUUUGUAUUGUGCUCAUCCCAAACUUUAACUGGUCUACUGUUUUCCAUUAGUUUUAUUUCAUAAAUGUGCCAACCACGUUAGAAAGUGUCUUUGAAAACAUAGUAUUAUCAUGCUUUUGAGUGCAAAGGGUCAGGAUGUUUUAACUUGGAAACAAACAAAUAACCAGGCACUUUAAUCUGAGAGAUGCCUUUCCCACACACACAGGGUCCAGAGAAAUUCACAGAAUGAAGGUGUGGCUAACACCAACUCCCCCAACCUGGGUGACUGUAGUUUCUUGGAAACAGCUUGUUUGCACUUGGAGUGAUUCCUGCCCAGGAAUUCCACCUGCCCUGGACCUGCUGAGUCAUGGUCUACUGAAAUCCUCUGCUUUGGUCUGGGGCAGUGAGUGUCAUCACUGUUUGGUGAACACAUGAAACAGAGAACAGCCAGAGAGACACACAGCAGUGUUCUGCAGCUUGCAGUGAAACUAACCUUUCUGUGACUUUUGGAUUCCGUGUCAUCCCAGGAAGCUCCCUGCCAUGCUAUGGGCCUGAAGGCCACCUUCCUGGGCAGUGAGCUUCCUGGCUGAAGAGCCAGUCUGAGCAUUUGAGUAAACUCCAUACCUUUUCCUCCCUCCUUCCAUGAGGAGAAAAUUCUUCAGCAUUUAUGAUGGAAAAUAUUGAAAGUACCAAACUAUAAUUGAAAGCUACUUUUUUACAAUUGUUUUCGGUUAUGCAGUGUUUAAUUAACUGAUGUAAUUGAAAGCUACUUUUUUAUUUUUUAUUUUUUGUGUUAUGCAGUGUUGUUAAUGGCUUUUUUUUGUAUUCAGCAUUUUCACUGUGGCUAAUGUGCAGCAAGGGUCCCUAUCAAGAGCAUUAAAGGUGUGUAAAGCUGUCCCUCUGGAGCUCAGUGCAGUCACACUGGAGUGGCACUCCAGUACCAUGGUCUCCUCAUUUGUCCCCUGCUGUCCCAACACCAGAGGAGGGAAAGGCUCUGGUGUCUUUUACCCCCAGUUGCUGUCUUCCUGUUCUCCAGCUUACUGAGUCCCACUUCUGCUCCAAAGCAAUAGCUGUGAAGACGUACCAUGAGAGGCAAUGGAGGAGAAGGUCAGGGUUUCUUGUGAUCCCUCCCUCUCAUCCUGAUGUUUGAAUGUUCUAAGGCUAAUCUUGAGGUUCUCGGAGGAGUAAAGAAGAGUGAUUAUCAUUUGAUAUAGAGUGAUCCAAUACUUUUUAAUGGUGAAGACAAGAGGUUUGUCUGCACCACUGGUCACUACGUUAAAGGCCUGAGUAGGUAGUCAUAUGUGUUCUUAUGGGUAUAUGAACUUUCAUGUCUAUGCAGAUGUACAGCACAGAGAGUGAAGACUACAGGGUUUUUUUAUGAGUAUGUGUUAUAUCCCCCAUGGAACAUAAAGAAGCAAUCUCAGAAAACAUUCCAAAAAAAAUCUUAUGAUUAAUCACAAAUUAUUCUCCUAUAAACACAUUUUUCAGACAUAACUCUCUUAAAAUUGAAAUUAAAACGGCAGAUGGGCUCUGGGAGAUGUGUCAGAUUGUGAAGAAAUGGCAUAUGGGAAUAUCGUGGUGGGACAUUGUGUGGCAUUUCACACGCUUCUUCUACAGUGUACAUGGCCUCCGUUGCACACACAUUUUUACAAUCCACACUCAGCAGACAGAAUGUGUCAGAUGAUUUAUUCAUUGUCUCCAGGGUGAAUUUUUAGUGGAUGCUUCAACUCAUCUCAUUACUUUCUUUUAAGAAAAGAAUAAAUCCUCCUGACAUAGAACUAUUUUAGUGUUUUAAAAAAUAAUCUCCCCUUCUUGAAUAUUUCUCUAGUUUAAAAGGUCACUUUCUUUCCCCUGGGAAGAAGAGUACAAAUAUUUCAAGAACGUAUGGCUACACUCGAGAGGAAAGGCUUUCUAAGUGACCGCUAAUCUGGCCUUCAUCAAUUUGAUAUAGUAACCCCACCCCAGAGUUUGUAAUAAGAAAGUUUUCUGAUAUUAGUAUUGCUUUGUUAAAGUCUCAUUUUUGACUGCCUCAUUCUCUCUUCAAAUCCCCACCUCCAGCCACCAGUCCUUCGCUCUUAUUUGCUAAACAAAUGGAGCAAUUCCUUAGGAAUGCCUUCAGCUGCGUUCUGGCUGUCACUACCUGCUGCACGGCUCAUUUUUCUGGAAGUGUACAGCUGCAGUUCCUGGUGCAGUGUAUGGCACACUCCAGACCUCUCAUCAGCACAUCACACACACACGCACACGCACACGCACACGCACAUGUGCUCGCUUGCAGGAGUUUAAGUUAGGCUGUACUGUGUGGGUCAUGUUUUAGAUUCCAAACUGACAUUUUCAUUUCCUUCCCUACUUCCUCCCGGCAACCCUUCUUCCUUUCCUUUAUUUCUUCUUUAUUUCCUCUCUUUCUUCUUAACUUUUGCCUUUUGAUGAAAGAAACACAGAGGAAUUAAUAUUUUAAGGUACAUCUGGCUCAACCUGUUGUUAAAUGACACUAACCAACUUAUUUUCUAGAGUUAGGGUUCAUGUCUGGCUGGUUUUCGUUAGGAAAUUGGCUUCAGUCACACACUUACUUUCAUUGGAAGUUGGGCCCAAUGUUGUCUAGGGUUCUCCCUCUGAUUAGACUCUCAUCGAUCCUGCUAUGUGCUGACAUUGUGCAGAAAAAAAAAGAGUAGAAUUUUUGCACACUGCAUAGCCAGAGGUAUUUCCAAAUAUGCUAGAAAUUUUCUUGGAACUGGGGGCUCUGUAAGAACUGACUGAAGCUAGCUCUGUGCGUCCUGAGGAACACUGGGACAUUGGGUGAAGCUCUGCUUCACAGAAAACCCUCUGUCAUCAUAGUCCUAGACUUUUGCUUCAAAGUUUCCCAAUGCAAGCUAAGUACCUCUGCCCCUUAAGACUUCUAACACCUUAGCAUCUUGGUCCUGUUAUACGCAUCAAAAUGCAUAUUAAAGUAGAUUCCAUCUGAAAUUAGCAUGUAUGUUGAUGGAAGAGAAGAGGGUUUCUUGAGUGUAUGAUGGAAUGAUAGAGACACUAAAGGAAUGGAAAAGAAGCCAUAAACUGAAUGGUUGUGAAGGCAUCUGCUACAGAGAUGUCUCUAUCCCUAAGAAGGGCCAAUCCAUGUGUUUGUUCUGGACCCUGUUGACUCACAGGUAAUACUGAAGAGAAAAGAAACAGAUGUGGAGUGUGAUGUGAAAAAGCAAGGGUCAUAUUACACUCUGCUGAUUAUCUUUCAUGCCCCCAGAAAAGGAUCUGGCCCACAACCAAGUACUGAGGUUCUGACAUUUUGACUUAUCCAUAAUCAAGUGUACUGGGUACAUGACUCAAUGAUGGCAUCAUUGUUUCUUUAUUUAUCUACAAAGGAAUGAAAACCACCAGUGUUGACAAACACCCAUGUCAGCAAAUGUUCCACUUUAGUCAUUGAUAGAAUCAGGUCUUGCCUUCAAUACUGUAGGCAAUUUCUCAUCAAAAGGUAUUCCACCUAUGGGCUAUGUUAUUGUGUAGUUGAACAGCUCAAGAGAUGUUAUCCUAAAAAUGCAUCAGACUUGCACUCAGUCAGUUUGUCUAAACACAGCCCACUGGCAUUUGAAUUUGCAUAUAUCCACAUAUUCUUUCUGAAAUUUUUUUCUUUUAGAAUAAACCACAAAUAUUUCCUCAACAGAUCAAGCCAAAUUCCUCAUCAAUUUUCCCCCAGGGUCAUCAAGUUUUUUAACUUUGAAGUAUCCUAGACUCUUUGGUGGGCCAUUCAUGUUUUAAAUCACACUUUGGAGUACACUAAGUUCAGUGCUACUGUGUCAAAAGACAAUUUGGGAGCCCCAACAGGAAAUACCAGAAGCCAUGCACCAAUGGGUGAUACAGUGAACUGUGUCACCAUUAGAUCAACUGGUGACAGGUUAUGUUCAAGUCUCCUGGCUCAAAACCAUCAGUUUCCAUGGAGAUGUCAAAACAGUAAAUUUAGACUCCUUUGCAAACUCUCUGGUGUUUUUCUAGAGUCUAAAGAUGGAACUGGCCAUGCCAAGUUUGUCCAUUCAUUCUUACACCUUUACUACUUCAUAGGGCAUUUACAGAGUUAUGUUAAUACACCAUUGCCAAUAUUACAAAGCCUGUUAUUACCCAUAGGUAUGUAAUACUAUCUUCUAGCAGUUACUGAAGGGCAUUGUGGGUACCCUGCUUCUUUGAAAAAUGUAUAUAAAAUGGGAAAACUUAAGUUAAUGUUCUUGUUGACCUAGGAAAUGUACCGUAGGGAAUGCUGUGUGAGAGCUUACUGUCCAGAGCCCAGGGAUUGUUAGUCUCUACAGCUUGUCUUUUCAGUUGUUAUCAUUAAUUAAAAUGAUGCAAGGAGGUUUCCAAGGUCUAUAAACACUAAUCUAUGGCCUUGAGGUAGUCUCUCUGGAUAAUCUCAUGAAACCAAGGAAAUGAGUUGCUUUCCAGUUUGCUACUGUUUCCUUUGGGGAACAAAAACCCUGUGGAUAAUGUGCAAUGGUGAACUAUUGACAGAAGUUGUGAAAGUUCUCUUCCUUUUGGAUUUCAUAUCAAAAUGUUGCAUUAUUAAAAAUUUGAUACACUUUGCUGAAGCAACAUAGAAACCUAUCUCUUAAAAUAGUUCAGACUGCAAAGACUGUGUGUAGUCUCCUGGAUACCCAAUUCAGAGCCUGGAACAAAUAGUAUAGUUCAUAAUGAAAGCCCAGCCCUGAAACAUGAUCUCUUUGAUAGAUGAUGUCCUGCCGUUUAUGCUUAUUAUCCAUGACCAGAGCCUAUAUCAACUCUGUCCCCAAGCGGAAAUGCUUUACUAGGAAGACAAGGUACAUGUAACUAAACUGAUCAAAGAUACUCUUCUAUCAGAAAGAGAAAAGUAGCAAUGGGGAAUCACUAAAAUGCAAAUCAGGCAGGAAAAUCUCCACCCCUUCAUAAUCCAUCAAGAACCUAAAACCAGUAGAUUAGCCAUAAUUCUGAUCUUUCUCUGAUUCUUGGGAAUUUAAUACUGACUGCUUCCAAUGUUAGACAAAUACAAGCAAAAAGAAAUGCCUAGGCUCUGAUAAACAAAACUGUUCUUCCAUCAAGACAAUAAAGGAGUCCUGUUAUCUGCAGAAGAUGAGAUUGACUUUUUGUGUACAAAGUUGCUAGUGCCUUUUAUAAGCUAUGUGCUGUUGUUCUUCCUGGUUAUUGAUUGUUCCAAUUAGAAGCCACGUACUGGUUGUAUACACUUUGAAGAAAUCUACUCUGUGUGUCUCUGAGCUCAGGAACAGAAAAUGGGAGAAAUGUCUCAUGUUCGAGUGUGGUUUUGCUCUCAGAACAAGAUCAAGAGUGUGCUGUGUCCAGAUGAAGUGACCCUGUUCCAGCCUGCAAGAAACUGAUAUUGCUUUAAUUUUUACAUCUUCAUGGAAAUGUAUUAGAUCCUGUUCUGUGGUAGGGGAGUCAGCUCUGUUUCUGUAGACUUCAGUGGAUGUUUCUGUUGCUCUUCAUGCACAUACAUAGAUAGGGAAACAGGUGCAGGCUACCUACAGUGAUACAGAUUGUGACAUGAGAACCAAGUAGACCACUAUUUGGGCUGUUUUGUCCUAUAUUGCAAAUCCAACAUCAGAACUGCUCAAAUAUUCACAAAAUUAUUCCUUUGUGCUUGAAUUUAAAACAUUAGCAGUGUCUUCUCUGCUGCAGCUGACCACUGAUCUCUUAACUGUGGCUGUGGUCUCAAAUCAGCUUAUAGAUCUGCUUUCGAAGCAUGAACAGUGGGAGCCUCCGACCACUGAAUCACCACAAUGUUCACCUUAUCUGCCAAUAAGAUGCACCAGCUUGUCCCAGUGUAAGAGUCUGCAGAACCUGUGACCACUUGAUUUUGACUUUACACCUGCUAUGCCUCCUUGCCUGUCUUGUGAUAGAAAAUAAAAUUGUUUGGGUUUGCUCAUUCAUUGACAUUUCUUCUGGGCCAACUUCAAACCUUGGUAAACUUGCAGUGUGUUACUGAUCUUAAGAUUAAAAUUUCAAAGGCAGUAUAUAUUAGUUACCACAGAGCCCUUUCAAGAGUAAAAUAGCUCUGUAUUUCCCUGUCAGUUUUCUGAGAGAACAGCCACUUGUUUCUGUGUGGGAUUGCUGCUGGCUGGUGAGUGUUCUCUCCCUGAUACAAUAGGCAACCCACACUAUUAAGCCUUUACGUUUGGCUGUCAUUACUUGCCCUGAAAUCUCACUAGCCAUGUGCAUUGGUAUUUUCUGCCGCUAUCAUUUUUCUGUUUCACUCAUUAACCCACUGGAUUGAUAUUCUUCCUGAGAGCUGGCCAGGCCCUUGCCUCAAGUUGUGCUUAAUGACACCUGGCAGAUACCUUGUUUUCAGAAAUUAGUUUAAGACCCUAAUUAUGUCAACCCAGGCAGGGAACUAAUUCUGUCUUUCAUGGAACCAAUUAUGGAAGUUCCAAAAAGAGGUGGGCAGGGGCACUUCCCAACCAAUCAACCAAACCAAACUCACACCUGUCUAACUAAACAUUAAUAAGAUGAAUCAUUAUUACAGCAGUGGAAAUGUCUCACUGUAUCUUCCCUAGGUACAUUCCAGUAUCAACAUCUCCGCCUUCUUCAUCGCUUUUAACAAUGAAGUCAUAAGAUAGCCCUGCAUUUUACCAAGAGCACAGCACUACUCCCUUCUGAGACCUCCCUCCCCUUCCCGUUCAUCAUCUCUAUGCCAACAUUUUGUGGAAACUAAAAGAAUCCUAAUUAUGUACAGAUAAAUUGUAUUAUAUUUUUUGUACGUAAUGUUUUGUGUAAAUAGUUUGCCUUGUUCGGUUGUAUGUGAGUAUUGAAAUAAACCCUGACAUUUAGGAAACAA
This is a messenger RNA of Grammomys surdaster, 10745 nucleotides long. It is a transcript of the gene Sema5a, whose product is annotated as semaphorin 5A. Gene Ontology annotation, biological process: axon guidance; semaphorin-plexin signaling pathway; positive regulation of cell migration. NCBI's taxonomy places the organism in Eukaryota, Metazoa, Chordata, Mammalia, Rodentia, Muridae. The transcript is spliced from 23 exons. Gene Ontology annotation, molecular function: semaphorin receptor binding; chemorepellent activity. The coding region runs from base 503 to 3727 and encodes 1074 amino acids. The record is from RefSeq and is a predicted model, not a curated record.